GUCCUUCGCGGCACUUCGUGCGAGAUAAUUCGUGAGCCGAGACAAAAGAGAAGUCUGGACGCCGGAUAGACCGAGUUUGCUGGCGGACAACCCCGCGUGAGGUCGGUCCCUGACUUGCCAACGGCCCGGUAGCCAUGGCCAGUUCGUUCGAGAAAUCGGUCAAGGGCGCGACCAAGGUCAAGGCCGCGCCCCCCAAGACAAAGUACAUUGAGCAUAUCCUGGUCGCGACACAUUCGGGCGAGGCGGGCAUUGGAGAAGUCUUUAGGGCACUACAAUACCGCCUUCGGGACUCGACAUGGACCGUCGUCUUCAAGAGCCUGAUUACAGUGCACCUGAUGAUCCGCGAAGGCUCGCCAGACGUUACCCUAGCCUACCUGGCCAAGCACAGGAACAUGCUAGCCGUGAGCGUCUUCUCAGACGCGCAAACGCAAGGCCGAAACAUCCGCCACUACUCAAACUAUCUCUCCGAGCGAGCCCGUGCAUAUCGCGAAACCAAGGUCGACUGGGUGCGCAUGAGGGAACCCCGCCUGGAGAAGCUUUCCGUCGAGAAGGGCCUGCUGCGGGAAACGGAGGUUGUCCAACACCAGCUUACGGCUCUGCUCAAAUGCGAUGUGAUGGAGAACGAGCCGGAAAACGAAAUCACAAUCACCGUCUUCAGGCUGCUGGUGCUCGAUUUGCUGGCUCUGUUUCAGGCCUUGAAUCAGGCCCUGAUCAACAUCCUCAGCCACUUCUUCGAGCUGUCCAAGCCGGACGCCGAGAGGGCUAUGGACAUCUACCGGGCGUUUACGAGACAGACCGAUUAUGUGGUGCAGUACCUCAGUGUCGCCAGGCAGUACGAGCACCACACAAGAGUAGAGGUCCCCAAGCUCAAGCACGCGCCUGUCAACCUUGGGCGCCAGCUCGACGAGUAUCUGAAGGAUCCCGACUUUGAGAUCCAUCGGAGGCAGUAUUUGGCUGAGCUGGAGGCCAAGAAGUCAAAAGGGGGUUCGUCGGGAGCUUCCAAAUCGACAAAGACAGAACCCGCCAAAGCCUCCUCCAGCUCAAAGACCUCCAGUUCCCAACCACCCCCAGCUGCCAAAUCGCAGCCCGCCAAGGGCCCGGAUGCUGAUCUCAUCGACUUUUUUGAAUCCAUCGAGCAGAACCAGACGCCCAUGGCAGUCCAGGCGCAGGCGCAGGCGCAGCCCCAACAGCAGCAGCCCCAACUACAAGCGCAGAUGCAGAUGGGCAUGUCGCCAUGGGGCCCAGCGCCGUUCCAGCCGCAGCCGCUUCCCCAACUCCAGACGGGGUUUGUCUCCCAGCCCGCUGGAAUUCCAGCCAGUGUUCCUUUCCCACAGCAGACCCAGCCGUCCUUCGCCCCAGCUCAGCAGCCCGCGCCGCAGAUGCAGCCGGCCUUUACAGGCGCCGGCUUUGGGGGGUUCUCACCAUCGGCGCAGACUAGCUUCCAGCCUAGCUCCCUCUCCCCGAUCCCGCAAAACUCCGUUGCGACCUUCCAGAAUACCGCGGCGUCUGGUUUCCAGGGCCUUCAGCCUCCACAGCAGAGCACCAACCCGUUCCGUCAGUCUAUGCUCAUGAACCAGCAAACGGGCACUCCCUUUGCGCCGGCGCCUGCGAAUACCCAGCAGCGCCCCGCAACCAGCCAGUCCACCAACCCCUUUGCCCGCUCCUCGCCCCAAGCAGCACCGCCCUCUGGUGCCCCAGCCUCGAACUCGCCGUUCCAGUCUCAGCCUACCCAGCAACCUUCGACAGCACCUGCACCUCUGCAGCCGCUGCAGACAGGAACCAACCCGUUCGCAAAAAACUUUGGAACUGCCCAGCCGGCCCCGCCAACACAACAGCAACGCCCCGUCACCGCGGGCGGCAUCCUCUCCCAACCCACAGGCAGCACGAAUCCCUUCCGACAGGGCGCCUUCGUCAACCACGCUACCGGCUUGGGCUGGCAGCACAACCAGCAGCCGAUAGGUGGCGGCCUGGACCAGCUGGAAACCAUCCCGGUUUUCCCGCGACCGGCGCAGCAGACACCAUGGCAGCAGUAAGAAGUCCGACAGACCGAUUUGCUUGGGGCCAGGGAAACGUGGAAGACAACAACAGGCAGGGCUGGGAUCUGAUGGCACACCGUGUUCAUUGAUGAGUACAGCAUAUAGCGCGGCGUUCAAUAGGCUUGCUUUUUUUUGGUUUCGUUUUUUCUUACGCUUUUCCAUCUGA
Molecule: messenger RNA, 2202 nt
Organism: Thermothielavioides terrestris NRRL 8126
Lineage: Eukaryota; Fungi; Ascomycota; Sordariomycetes; Sordariales; Chaetomiaceae
Exons: 4
Coding region: 135-2033 (632 amino acids)
Biological process (GO): clathrin coat assembly; clathrin-dependent endocytosis; vesicle budding from membrane
Cellular component (GO): clathrin-coated pit; clathrin-coated vesicle
Molecular function (GO): 1-phosphatidylinositol binding; clathrin heavy chain binding; phosphatidylinositol-4,5-bisphosphate binding
Source: RefSeq, a predicted model, not a curated record